GUCACCUGUGGUAGCUACCUAGGACCUUCUGCAACUAGCUACAUUACUGUCUGGCAUCUUCACUUCUCUUUUUCUUUACCUCUUCCCCCAGAGCACGCGCGCUCCCACUUCGCCAAUUUCGACCAAGUUCAACUCGACAAUAUGACCAGCAGUGGCAUAAGGUCAGCUUCGACUUCUCCGCAAGCGGAUAAGGCGUUGCGCCUCCGACGUGGCAAUGCAGAAAGUCUUGGCAAAGACAACGGUCGCUAUGCUGACCGCGACGCUCAACCGGAACAUCGGGAUCGGACUGACCCAAUUCGUGCUCAUAGCGGUAGUGAUGCAUCCCCUCCAGGAGACGAUCCGUCCAACGAGCCAGAUAUUCGCUCAGACCCCAAGCUGGAAGCAGCUUGGCACAAGCUUGCCUCCGAAUUUCCCGGUACUGCAUGGUUCCAACAGAGGCAUCACGAGGGUGACGGUGCAACAGCAACUCCACAUGAGCAGCCUGACAAUGACUGGGCUUCCACGCUUAAAGAAAAAUGGAACAACCUUGUCUCUGAAAUCGCAGAUCGCGGUUUCCUUCAAAGAAUUGUCAUUGCUCUUUUACAGGCUCUUACAGUGACAAUUCGCUUCACCAAGAAAUGUUGGAGUACUCUGUUUUGCAUCCUGAUGGUGACAUCUCCGAUCUGGACACAGAUGCUGCCAUAUCUGGCCAUUGCUGGCUCUAUCAACUGGUGUUUUUCAUCGGGUUUCGGAAUUUCGCCAAUGUGCUGGAUUCCGGGCGUCCCUUCAAACACUAUUACCUCCUCAAUGUUCAGAUGUCCUGUUGAACCUAUCGAUAUGCAAGGCAUAAUCACGACUCACGAGGAGCUCGCCACCUGUGUGGGUUACGCUGGGCGUGCCUCCCAGCUCACUACUGACACGGUGGCGCACGAGUUCGUCCUUCAAGACCUUGAAAUCCGCGUUGACUUAAGCAAUCUGCCGUCCAAAGGUUGUCUAAGCACGAAUUUGCUUUUACUUAUAGACCGGACGCCAAAAAUAGCCCGUUCAUUGUCAGGACUAGCAACAGGGCUUCGUAGUGCUGCCGACGAUGUCAGAAUCACGGACGACCUUGCUAUCAGAAAACUAAAAAAGAUCAACGAAUGCGGUAAAAUCCAAUCAAUCAUCAAUACGGUAUUCGGUACGAGUUCAGAUCAACAAAUUAAGGACAUACUCAACAGCACCACGGAGCAACUCAGUCAGCAGCUCGGCGAACUUUACAACAACACCAUAGAGAUUACGGAACAAGUCGGUGAUGUCCAAGGUAUUCUCGGCCGCAUCAAGAAAGUCAGUUUGGAUGACCUUGGUGGACUGGAUGAUCCUCGCAGUCUUUUGAGCAAACUGUGGACAGUUGUCACACAAGGACAAUCGAUUCAACACGAAAAGUAUUUGGGAAACAAAGUCUUAUUGAACGACUUACUUCAAUUCUACGAAGAUGCUUCUAUGGUUUCCAAUAUAACCAAGCAAGCCCUGUUGCGGGCGGAGAGUGGAAUAAGCAAAUUCCGCGGCACACUUGAGAAAGCUUUCAAUCAAUGGGCAGAUUAUGAUGUUCAGGCGAUAAUUGAGCGGUUUGAAAGUGGCCGUGACCAGUUUGAGUCAGAGACUCUCAACGUCCGACAGAUUCAGUCUUAGGUUGUUAUUGCUUGAUAUUUUUUUUAUAUAGCCAGACGAACUACUGAUCACUG
This is a messenger RNA of Ilyonectria robusta, 1700 nucleotides long. RefSeq lists its product as uncharacterized. NCBI's taxonomy places the organism in Eukaryota, Fungi, Ascomycota, Sordariomycetes, Hypocreales, Nectriaceae. The transcript has 2 exons. The record is from RefSeq and is a predicted model, not a curated record. Bases 142 to 1647 code for a protein of 501 amino acids.